GGCUCGUGUGUUGAUUCCUCUUUCUCUUUAUUUCUCUCUCUUGUCCACACGUACCUCACCAGUUUAACGCCUCACAAUCGCAAACCUGAGGCGACAGAGGAGCCGCGCCGUGCCGUGCCGUGUCGUGUUGUGUCGGGUCGAGCCGUGCUGGAAUAAACGACAGGAGGGACAUUGUUGCAAACAAAUGAGUAACAGUGCAUCAUUUGUUCGACUCUUCGUGGGGCUCAUUCUCACUGUGACAGGUGCACAUUCCUCCUGUCCUGUUGAGCUGAGCCCCUCCAGAGUCGUGGUGAGAUAUGGAGACUCUGUGUCAGUGAACUGCAGCACAUCAGAGACCCACUUCGAUGGGAUCGGAUGGGAGUCUCCACUAGGUGGCAGAAACACAGAGAAGGUCAACCAUCUGACCUGGACUGUGAAGAACCUCACGCACUGGGACAUCUCACCAUUCUGCUUCAUAACCCCAUCACCAAAUUCAACAUUCAGUAUGUGCUUCAAGUCAGCAGAGGUUGUCCUUUAUUCAUUCCCAGAAAACAUCGACAUUCUCACUAAUCAUUCAGCUGAUUCGAUGGAAGAAAACAAGGAGUACGGCUUCACAUGUGUCAUUAAGGAUGUAGCACCGGCUAACAGUGUCACCGUCAGAUGGUACAAAGGAGAUACACUGACCUCUGAAGAGACUUUUGAUGUGCCACAAAAGGGACCAGCAAACCUGUCGUCUGUCUACAAACUUAACUCAACAAGACGAGACAACGGAGUCUCAGUCAGAUGUGAGGCACAUAUGGACCUGGGGCCAGAAGGACCAAAACUGAAUGUAUCAUCACAAGAGAUAAACGUCACAGUUUUCUAUGGACCAGACCUUUUUUGCUCUGUCCUCAACACAGUGGAAGGGGACACAUUUGACCUUUGUAAUGCGACAGGAAACCCAACCCCCACACUCACAUGGUGGAAAGAUGGACACCCGAAAAACAUGAGUGUCCCUUUGAGCAGGGAGGACACAGGACAGCUUGUUGUCAAAGCUAUGGGCUUUUCAUCAGUGACAAAGGAAAUCCAGAUAUCGGUGCAGUAUGGACCAGAGUUAAGUUGUCCGAUCACUUACACUGCAAUCGAGAACACUUUUGACAAACCGAACUGCACUGCAGUUGGCUUUCCUAUUCCGAUAAUGCAGUGGUUCAAAGAUGGAGAGGAGGUGGUACUUCCACAGACCCUGACAAGAAAUGACGCUGGGCAGUACACGGUCAUCGCUAGUUCCUCUUCACUUGUCAACGCCACAGUGGAUAUUAUCAUCCAAUACGCACCGUCACAGAUACUUGAGCUCGAAGACUCUGAAGUGGAGAUUGGCUUAAAUGUGUCGCUAAAAUGCUCUUCCAUGGGAAACCCACGAUCAAAUUACACCUGGAUUUAUUUCGAGGUGGCCAAUGUGAUGGAGGAAAAUGUUGAUGGGGUGUCCCUCCUGCACAUCCACAAUGCUACCGCAAGCAACAUGGGCGACUACAUAUGUAAGGCGUGGAAUGAGAGAGGAGCUGUGACUAAAACAGUCAAAGUCACAGUAAAAGGUGCCGAGCAAGAAUGCCCCAUUGAAAUAACUCCACAAAGGAUGGUAAUUCCUUACAAAGGAAGGAGCGAGACUGCAGUGUGCAAACCGACGCCCAUUGGUGCCAAUAAUGGCGCCGACAUAAAGUGGCAGGACGUGUGGGGCAAAAUAUCUGCUAAAGAAUGGCGUGCUGACACCAAUGUAGACUGGGACCCAAGGCCCGCCUGUACUGCAAAAUUUCGGGGAUUACCACCUUGCAAAAAAGAUUUAAGCUUCACUCUUUACAAAACCCCAGACAGUGUCUCCAUCCUUCCUGUGCAUAACUUGAGCUCACUGGUUGAGGGCGAGGAGCUCCAGCUGCGGUGUGACGUAAUCAGAGUUGCUCCUGCACAGAAUGUCACUGUGCGCUGGUAUCAUGGGAACGACACCGUGGAACCUCUUAUCAACGGUUCAAUGCGGCUGAUGGACUGUGUCCCAAAGAACGACACAAACUGCGACAUUGGCGAGCACAGAAAUCCGCUCAGCGUGUCGUCAACCAUCAGCGUGAGGCUGGACAGAAAGCACAACAGAGCAGAGUUCAGAUGUGAGGCUCUCCUGGACCUGGGACAUAACGGACUGAAGCUCUCUCCAGAAGUGUCCAAUCCUGUCAACGUCACUGUCCACUAUAAGCCCGUCAUCAACACCACAAAGCUUCCAAACACAGUGCCAGUGAUCACGGGUUAUCACGAGGAGCUGGUGUGUGAAGCCGAGGGUCACCCUCCUCCAAAGAUCCAGUGGCUCUACAGCCCGGACAAAGCGCCUCGCGUGUCCAACGGCAUGCUCAUCGUGACUGAGGCAGGCUUUUACACCUGCAACGCCACCAACGACGUCGACUCCGCCUUCCACGUGGUCGAAGUGAUUCUAAAGGUGGACCACCUGCCGCUCAUAGCUGGAUUCGUGGCCAUCGCAGUCAUCGCCAUCUCCAUCAUCUUCCUCUUCAUUUUCUCCAUCUAUUACAAGAACACCAGGAUGCGGCACUACAACCUUAAAAACCCCAAACUCAGCACACACAAUGGUAACGUGGCUCACAAUGGCUGGGACACACAGUUACCUAUGACUAAACUCCGCCCCCUCGCUUUCGCUCUGUGUGCUGCUCAUGACGAACUCGAGUACUUUUCUCUUUUUUUUUUACAUAAGGGGAAUUUACGAGGUGCACAUGAACGCACCACUCGCGACCUCCAGUCCCUCUCUCUCGCUGAACUUCUUGAUUUCUCACCAGUAUUUUACGGGUGCCCGCACGCACGAACAAACAUGUGGCUUCUCAUAUUCGGCAGCGUAAUAGCGAGUACAGGAACGUUUGUGAGUGCCGAUCAGAUGUGUCAGCUCCACCUGAGCCCUCCUCGGGUCGUCGUGGCGUAUGGAGACCCGAUCUCCGUCAACUGCAGCUCGUCGUCCAACCAGACGAAGGGAAUAGGCUGGGAGUCUCCACUUGGCGGCAUAGGAUUCCAGCAAGGCUUCUCGUUCCUUACGCUAAAAAUCGACAAAGUCAGCCAGUGGUCGUUUGACGCCAUGUGCUACAUCAGUCAUUUCAGCGAUAUUCAGUGUAUUGAACAGCUGCCGGUCAAGGUUUAUAAAUUGCCAGACGAUGUCUCCAUGACCGUGCUGACUCAGACCAGUUCGAUGGUGGAGGGUUCAACGUACCAAAUGCAGUGUGACGUUACAAAUGUCGCGCCGGCACAGAACCUCACUGUGUACUGGCACAAGGGGAACAAGGUCCACCCGGAGACAUUCAAGGAGUCCAUUCAGUCUCCGGUCAACAAGUCAUCCGUCUACUUCAUGAGGGUCAACAGAGAAGAUAACGGAGCUCAGGUCUGGUGCGAGGCAAAGCUCAACAUGAUGCCGGCGGGAGCCGAACUGCCCACGACUAGGUCCAAGGCACAUUCACUGAACGUACUGUACCCGCCUACUUUCAAAAAGCCUGAAAAUGAGACGCUGGAGGUUCCGGCGGAGAGAAAAGUGAUCUAUUUAGACUGCGCGGCGACAGGGAACCCGCCGCCCGUCUACAGCUGGCGUUUCCCUCAGGCGUUAGAGCAGAUGGACGAGUUCAAAAAUGACAAGCGACUCGUCCUGGACAAGUUCCUUCAGUUUCCGGGGACGUAUGCCUGCACCUCGUCCAACAGCCAGGGAACGAAGACCAAAUAUAUCACGCUCGUCGAACCCCCAAGGAAUCCAUCGACAUUUGCAGCCAUAAUUGGAGUUUUUGUGGCCCUGGGAGUCGUCCUCGCCAUUGUCGGUCUACUUACUCUGACGCCUAACGGCACAUUUUCGGCCUGUAAAGGCGACUACGUCAGAGGACAACCUGCCUCAUCAGGACCUUUGGGUGCAUUCCAAGUUGGAAUUCUUCGCCUCCCCCCGGCUCACCUCCCCCCUCUGAAUCCACUGCUCACUCGGUGCAGAAAAAUAAAAAUGGGGAUCGACGUCGUGAGAUGGAUUCUGAACUUUUGCAUGUUUUACUCCGUGUCAGUGUCAGGUGAAGGCUGCUCCCUCGUCCUGAAGCCCUCCAGAGUGGUGGUGGGCUUCGGGGAGCCGGUGUCCGUCAGCUGCGAAGCCACUAGGCCAGUGCGUGUUCUGGGCUGGGAGUCGGUCAUCAGCGCCGCUCACACUCAGCAGGACCUGAGCGUCCAGUGGAAGGUCGACAGCCUCAUCGACUGGAUCGAGGAGCCCAUCUGUUACGGAGUGUUUUUCACUGCUCCAAGACAAUGUGAGGAGAAACUCAACCUCGUCCUCUACAAAACCCCGGACAGCGUCUCCAUCAGGCCUGUGAACCACACCGGCCCCAUGAUCGAGGGCAGAGAGUACCAGCUGCUGUGUGAGGUCCAAAACGUGGCUCCCGUCCAGUACCUCACUCUGAGGUGGUACCGGGGGCAGACGGAGGUUUACAACCACUCCUUCUCCGACCUCACGUCCUCCUCGCCCGUCCAGGUGUCCUCCGUUCUCCUCGUCACGCCAACCAAAGCCGAGGAUGGAGCGCAGUACAGGUGUGUCGCGGAGCUCGAGCUCGGACCGGAGGGACCACAACCGUCUCCCGCCGUGACUUCAGAGCCUCUCAACGCCUCAGUGUACUUUCCUCCAGUGUUCCUCAGUCCUGAAACACAAGUUUUGGACAUCGCAGCGGGAGCCGACGUCUCCUUAAACUGCACAGCCACAGGAAAUCCCUCCCCCAUUUACAGCUGGCAGUCGUCCCAUCCCGUGCAGCAGGAGAGGCCGGAGGACACCGCCGUCCUGACAUCGUCCUCGCUGCCGCCGGGCACCUACACCUGCACCGCCUCCAACGCCCUGGAGAAGAAGAGCAAGCAGUUCAUACUCAAGGCCAAGACCAAAGGUGUUUGAAGUGAUCUGGAGACGAGGCGUUGGACACGUGCAGAGACGUCGGCAAAUGUGUUCACAACUCGACAGAUAUUUAUAAGAGUCUGACUUUACAUCUCCCGAUGACCAGAAUAUACUUUAUUUUGUCAGUAUUUUAACAUGAACACACUCUUUCUCAGUAGAUUAUUAUUAGUUUAGGCUUUAUGUCUUUAUGCUUCCCAUGUCAUAUCCUGUUCCUAAUUUAUAUGAAUAUAUAUAUAUAUUAUUUUCCUAUCAAAACAUUUAUCUUGUAACAUAAGCGAGUAGCUGCACAAUAACAUAGAAACCACUGAAUGUUAAAGAUAAGCAGAUCAUUCCUGUAAAUAUCAACUGUUUCCUUUAAUGUCUUUAUGAAUAAAAUUAAAUUAAAAACGUU
This is a messenger RNA of Solea senegalensis (Senegalese sole), 5288 nucleotides long. Its product is annotated as hemicentin-1-like. Gene Ontology annotation, biological process: cell adhesion. The transcript has 23 exons. NCBI's taxonomy places the organism in Eukaryota, Metazoa, Chordata, Actinopteri, Pleuronectiformes, Soleidae. Gene Ontology annotation, molecular function: integrin binding. The record is from RefSeq and is a predicted model, not a curated record. Bases 185 to 4897 code for a protein of 1570 amino acids.